AUCUCCCCAGAGCGGGUUCAAAGAUGAUGACAUCGCAGCACGUGUCAUAGAACCUUGGCUGGGCUGUCCUGGCUCAUUCUCAACGGCUUUCUCUAAAAAUGGCUGGCAAUUUUCUUCACAGGAUGAAGAAAAAGCUUAUUCAAAGAAAUAGAGUGGUUCCUGAAGAACAGCCGGUCCUUUGGGGAAACACUGAGAAGACUUCAAGAGCCGGCCAUUUGCCGCCCAUCUGGCAAAGACCUCCCCCUCAGCGGUCCUUUACCACCUGCCCCCCUAAGACUCCAGCAACAUCAGGGGGGCGACCGCUGAGGAGCAUUAAGCAGAAAAAUGUCAUCAUCAACAGAAAGGAUAAGCGGUUCUCCCUGAAUGAAGAGCUCCUGCGUCACAACUCCCAGCUUGCGGAAAAGAACGCGCAGCUCUGCAGGGAGGUGGAGGAGCAACUGCGGAGAAUAAAGGUUUUGGAAGAGCAGAACCGCCACCUCCACUGCAGAGUUGCGCAGCAAGCUGGAGAGACGCAGGAGCUCCUAGGGGAGAACCAGGCACUGCGGGAACAACUGGAGAGAAAAGAAACUGUCAUCGGGGCUCUGAUUAAUGAGAGGCUGGACCUUCGGGGUCAAAUUGAGAGGCUCAAGCUGGAUAAGGUUGCUUUGGCCGAGGAAAAAGAGGCAAUAAGAAAGGACCUCACAGAGCGACUGAGGAGAGAGAAACAACGGAGGGAACGUUUCCUGGGAGAGAGAGAGCGGCGGGGAUCCCAGUAAGAUCCGGGAGGAGAUCGCAGAAGAUCUAAGGAGAUCUGAGGCAGCUUCCCACAAGCUAAGGCCUUCAAGUAGCUCCUC
Messenger RNA from Ahaetulla prasina, 833 nucleotides. RefSeq names its product rab11 family-interacting protein 4A-like. The record is from RefSeq and is a predicted model, not a curated record. The transcript is spliced from 8 exons. Bases 99 to 755 code for a protein of 218 amino acids. Lineage: Eukaryota; Metazoa; Chordata; Lepidosauria; Squamata; Colubridae.